This is a messenger RNA of Cyprinus carpio (common carp), 5181 nucleotides long. RefSeq names its product oxysterol-binding protein-related protein 8-like. Gene Ontology annotation, cellular component: intracellular membrane-bounded organelle; membrane; cytosol. NCBI's taxonomy places the organism in Eukaryota, Metazoa, Chordata, Actinopteri, Cypriniformes, Cyprinidae. Gene Ontology annotation, molecular function: cholesterol binding. The record is from RefSeq and is a predicted model, not a curated record.
AUAGCGCGACAGACAGAACCCAACGAUCGCGGAUAAACAGUCUAACAGGGGAAGGAAGACGGACGUGUGCUUGUAUCGCAAUUCGGGGCUUUUAUAUUGCAUCAGAACGCGUUCACAGCUCACAGAUAAAACGUUGUAGAUUUCCCCUGCGUGAGUACCCGUCAAUCUGCGCUAAAACGCGCCUGGCAAGUUUUAAAUCGUUUACCGAUGGACUGACAAACGGAUUCUCCUCAGACGACGCAAUCUAAACAAUUCACAUUUUUACCUCAUUCUCUGAAAUCAAAGCCUGUUUCCCCUCAGGAUGACUUCAAGUGGACAAUUAAGACAUGCAGAGCUGUGAACAGUGUUGACCGGCGGCAUCUGGACAGACAUGGAGCCUUGUGCCGAGUCUCAGGGAGAUCCUGAGAGAGCUCAGCAUCAUGCAGAGAGCAGAGAAAACCCUGUCACCCCAGCUGCCUUAAUGCCUGGUGAUGAUGCUGCGCUUCUGACCCCGGGAAGGAUGAGCCAGCGUGGCAAGGAGGCGGGGCUGCACACGCCCAGUAAAGACCUGCUCACAAGCCCCUCCCUCAGCCCCGGCGUCAGCUACAGCCACGGUUUUGAUCGUGGCAAAGAGGAGAUCCUGCCUCUGAAAGAAGACUCCUCACACUCCAUAUCCAAGAGCAAGUCGGAAACAAAGCUCUAUAAUGGCUCAGAUAAGGACGUAUCGGCGUCUGGAAACAAGCUUACUAAGAAAGAGUCACUCAAGGUGCAAAAGAAGAACUACAGGGAAGAGAAGAAACGUGCCACUAAAGAGCUGCUGAGCACCAUCACUGAUCCGUCUGUCAUCGUCAUGGCCGACUGGCUCAAGAUCCGUGGCACGCUGAAGAGCUGGACCAAGCUGUGGUGUGUGCUGAAGCCAGGCGUCCUGCUCAUCUAUAAGACCAAUAAGAACGGCCAGUGGGUCGGGACCGUCCUGCUCAACGCCUGUGAGCUCAUCGAGAGACCCUCCAAGAAGGACGGCUUCUGCUUCAAGCUCUUCCACCCGCUCGAACAGUCCAUCUGGGCCGUCAAGGGUCCUAAAGGAGAAGCUGUGGGCUCCAUCACUCAGCCGUUACCCAGCAGCCACCUGAUCUUCAGAGCGGCUUCAGAAUCAGACGGCCGCUGUUGGAUGGACGCUCUUGAGCUGGCUCUGAAAUGCUCGAGUUUGCUGAAGCGAACGAUGAUCCGAGAGGGCAGAGAGGAGACGACGCAGACCGCAGAGCACUCGCACAUUAACUUCUACAGUCUGCUGAGGGCACACAACAUGCAGUUUAACGACAGCGACCAGUUUAAGGAUCCAGACCUGUACUCGGAUAAAUCAGACCGUGAGAACGAGCAGGAGCAGGAGGAGUGGGACAACGAGGUGAUGGAGAAAAGUGAGGAGAGCGACAGCGACACGUCAGAGCGACAGGAAGACUCGUACCUCGACCUGGAUCCCAACGAGGCACUGCGGGAAACGUCGUACAUCGAGCAGAGCCACGAGGAGCUGGGAGAGGCAGGCGAAGAGUCUCAAACAGAAACGGUAUCUGAGGAGAAUAAAUCUCUGAUCUGGACUCUCCUGAAGCAGGUUCGGCCCGGCAUGGACCUGUCCAAAGUCGUGCUGCCCACCUUCAUCCUGGAGCCACGGUCCUUCCUGGACAAACUGUCCGAUUAUUACUAUCACGCUGACUUCCUGUCCGAAGCGGCGGUGGAGGAAAACGCUUAUAACCGUAUGAAGAAAGUGGUCAAAUGGUACAUUUCUGGAUUCUACAAGAAGCCAAAGGGUUUGAAGAAACCGUACAACCCCAUUAUUGGAGAAACAUUUCGCUGUUUAUGGAUCCACUCCAAGACCAACAGCAAAACCUUCUACAUCGCAGAGCAGGUAUCCCAUCAUCCUCCGGUUUCAGCCUUUUACGUCAGCAACAGGAAGGAUGGCUUUUGUCUCAGCGGCAGCAUCCUGGCCAAGUCCAAGUUUUACGGAAACUCUCUGUCGGCUAUCUUGGACGGUGAAGCCAGGCUGUCGUUUCUGAACAGAGGAGAGGAUUAUGUGAUGAACAUGCCCUACGCACACUGCAAAGGGAUCCUGUACGGGACGAUGACUCUGGAGCUGGGCGGUCAGGUGUCCAUCGCCUGUGAGAAGACGGGCUACAGCGCUCAACUGGAGUUCAGACUCAAGCCGUUCCUCGGCAGCAGUGACAUCGUGAAUCAGAUCAGCGGGAAGAUCAAGCUCGGGAAGGAGGUGCUGGCGACACUUGAGGGGCACUGGGACAGUGAAGUCUUCAUCAACGAUAAGAAGACGGGUGAGAUGGAGACGUUCUGGAACCCGACGCCGGAGCUGAGGCAGAACCGUCUGAUCCGCUGCACCGUCCCUCCUGAAGAACAGAGCGAGUUUGAGUCCGAGAGGCUGUGGCAGCAUGUGACACGAGCCAUCAAUAACAAGGACCAGACGGAGGCGACCAAUGAGAAGUUCAUCCUGGAGGAGGUCCAGAGGAAAGCGGCACGCGAGCGCAAGGCCAAGUGUGAGGAGUGGACGCCCGCUCUGUUCGAGCAGGACCCGGUCACCGGAGAGUGGCAUUACCGCUACGCAGACACUCGUCCGUGGGAUCCGCUCAACGAUCUGAUUCAGUUCGAGAAAGACGGCUUUAUUCAGACCAAAGUGCGCCACAGGACGCCUAUGGUACGUUCAGCCAGUGUAGUUAGUCUCAGUACCCAGCAGGGCCCCCGGAGGGACAAUUACCUGAGCCAGGUGACGGGACCAAAGCGGAAACAUAAGAGUGACAAACCUAAAAGUCCCGAGAGUGGCUGUUCGUCUCCGGAGCCGGACCACCAGGACUCUUCAGGCAGCGAGAGGCACAAGAGCAAACACAGCAGCCGCCUCAGGAAGAAGGGAACAGAUCUGAGUGAAAUCCAAAGUGCCAUUGAGUCGAUCAGAAAAACCCAGGAAGACAUCAACAGGAGCGUCAACGCUUUGAGGAGUCGAGUGGCGAGUCAGUCAGCAACAGAAAGUUCGUUCCUCACACACAGAGAUGUGGCCAUCAUCCUCUUCCUCAUCUUCCUCCAGGUCCUUCUCAACUUCAUCUUUAAGUAACGGUCGAGAAUGACCAAGAAACCUCACUCCAUCCCUUCAGCACUCCAUCCUUUAGUCCGUAUCGCCUCGCGCCACAUUCGGUUUUCCUUUAGUUUUUUAUGAAUUUGUGUUGCGAUCGCUGCAAAGGGACGGCCAAUGUCGGGUUGAAGUGCAUUGUGGGAUGUUUUAGAAAUGACUGUUUACUUUAUUCUUCAAAACGAGGAAAUCUCAUCAGCCUCUUAACCAUUUAAACCAUUGCUUUAAUUUAUUUUAUUAUUUUUUUCCCCUUGAUUAGCGCCCCCUGCUGUAGCGGAGGACAUCAGUUGAUUUACAAGCUAAAUAUGAUAAAAUCAAGGUCAUUUUUUCCCCUAAAAUAGGGGAUAUAUAUAUAUAUAUAUAUAUAUAUAUAUAUAUAUAUAUAUAUAUAUAUAUAUAGUUUAACAAAAGUCAUAUUCUACACAUUCGGUUUCUAUUCAUUUAGUUUUUUAUGAAUUUGUGUUGAGAUUGCUGCGAAAGCAUGGAAAAUUUUGUGCUGAAGUGCAUUGUGGGAUGUUUUAGAAAUGACUAGGAAAACGAGGAAAUCUCAUCAGCCCCUUAACCAUUUGAACCAUUGGUUUAAUUUAUUGUAAUAGUAUUUUUACCCUCCAUCAGCGCCCUCUGCUGUAGUGGAGGACGUCAGUCCAUAAAUAAAAUAAAUGGGUGAAUAUUAUAAUUUCUAGGUCACCCCCCCACCCCAAAAAAACCCUCCUAUUGUACAUAUAUUGUGCAUUGUGAUAUAAUUUUUAUGACAAAAAAGCACAUUCCAACCCAGAUUCUCAUGACUAACAUGCAAAAAAAAGUCAUUCUCAUAACUCUUAUCCCAAAAAAAAAGAAGAUAUUUUAUUAUUAUUUGUAUGUAAUGGUAUUCAUUGCAAUGCGUGAUUUAAAUACAAUUUCACCAACACGUUAUAGUUAUGAAAAUUUGGAAAUGUUAUGAAAAUUGUCCUACAGCAAAAAAAUAUAUAUAUAUAAAUAUAUUUUAAUUUUCUCUGGGACUUUUUUUUUUUUUCCCGUGUUUUUUUUUUUUUUAAGAUUCACUCGCAUAUAAAACUUAAAAGGGUUAAAUAUUGCCGAUGUUACUGGCAUUUUAUGACUAUUUUAUUAAAACGAAUGAAGGAUGUUGUGAGCUGAGGUCAAAUUUUGUAUUAUUUAAAACCGUUCCGGGAACAAUUUCACUUUAAAUCUUAAUUUUAACAGCACAGUAUGUGGAUCCUGCAUUUCAGACCUUCCUAAAUCGUGUUUGAAGGUAAUAAUGUUUAAUUUAUUUGAACGAUGCCGAAGCGUGUACAGUAUAGCGAGCGUCACAUUUAAUAUAACUCUGAGGAAACCGUAGAUCUAGGCGUAGUAAACCUGUAGCAGGAAAUACUGUUUCGUACGUUUGUAGUUCCACUGUUACAUCAGAAUAGAUGUACGAUUAACAAGCCAAACAGUCUGCGAGUAGAUUAGAGUGUAAACGUCACAUCUGUAUAUAGUAUAGAACUGACUUCCUUUUGUACUUCUAGAGAAACGCCGUGACCCAUAGCCCACGUGUCUUUGUUCUGCGAGUGUUCGUUGGCUUGCACAGCGUCCAAUCAGAUGUUUGACUGUGCUCACGCCGACAAUAACUACUUUAAAAACUACGUGCCUUUACAAGCGGGUCUUGCAGCUGGAGUUAGAGUGAGUUUGAGCCUGACUGUUGAAUUCCUACCGUGGUUUGUCUUUCUGUCUCACUUCGAGUGACUGUGCCAUAUUCGGACGUUUGCGGCUCGGUGUUUUAGAUUCAUCCCAGAGCUCAACGCUGCCAUAGAUCUGCGUGUCUUUAGCCAUGCGUCUGCCACUGAACCAGGGAUCAAGCUCCACGUGCAUCACAUUCAGUGUUCGUCUUCAUGCUUCUAGCACGUGUUCUUUCUUUUUUUGCCCCGUGUCUCUUUUUAAAGCGUUUUUACUCCAGCUGAUCCAUGUUGGUUUUGUUUUUGCUCUGGAUUAUUUCCUGCAGCUGUCUCUAUGUACAGAUGAUACUUUAUUUGUAAUACAGAAAUAACUUCCUGUAAGUUUAUUGUCUCCUGUGACAUAUCACCAAAUAAAUGAAAAAGACCGAA